AGUCUUUAACGUAAUCGAUUACAAUAAAUCUUUUUAUUGACUAUUUAAUAUUUUCAUAGAUUAAUUGUGCAUUUUUCGCUUUACUUGUGUGAAGAGUUUUUCUUUCACCUUUAAUGGUUGGGAAGUCAUCGGUAUCAGCUUUGCAAGAAUAUUGUGCAAAAAAUAAAAUACCUGCUCCUACUUAUGAAUGGAUUGAUUCGGAAAGCGGUUCUUUCAUUUGCAGAGCAACAGUAAUGGAAGUUGAGGCGGAUGGCAACGGACGUUCGAAAAGGGAUGCCAAGCAUCUAGCUGCUUCGAAUAUAAUUAAGAAACUACGUUUACGGCAUCCGGAUAUUGAUGAGAUCCCGCAAGUCGAACAAACGGAAAUACCCACUACAGAUAUGAUUGCGGUAUUGAGGGACUAUUGUGUUCAGCACCAACAUCCGUUACCCACAUUCGAAAUGGUACAAGAAGGUGGUACACCAGAUGCUCCAGAAUUUAUUGCGCUUUGUACCUUAGCGUCUAUUAAAAGAUUUGGCAUAUCUGAAAAGAAAAAAGAUGCUCGCCAAAAGGCUGCUUUAGCCAUGCUAGUUGUGAUCCAAGAUCGCAACGCACAACCUUUGGAACGAGAUAUGCAAAUAAUAUCGUUAGAUGACAAAAUGGAAGACGUUGAAGCUGAACGCUAUCAUAGAUUUAAAACCUACCGGGAACUCACCGAAUCCUCGCUAGGUGAAAUUCCAGGUAUAUCGCUUUGCGAGCGUCACAAUUACUUUAAAAAAUUCCAUAAACAUUUGCGUAUAGCGGCCAAUAAUAUAUUAGCAGACAGUUAUGAAUGCGACCAAGAUAAGCUUAUGGAACUUUUUCAGGCUCUUAAAAUUAAUCCGAAAAUUAGCAAAGUGCCAUCUGCAGAUACGUUAGAAUUGACGGUACAUAUUGAGCUUAACUGUGAAUACGAUGUAUACUUUGCUAAUCUUGAAAGUAAAAUUUAUAAGCAAGUUUUAAAUUAUUUUGAAACUAUGUUAAAUUAAUUAAUUCUCUAUUUGUAUUAUGUAAAAUUAAUGCGAAAAUUAGCAAAGCGCAAUCUGCAGAUACGUUAGAAUUAAAGGUAUGUAUUAAGCUUAAUUGCGAAUAAAAUUUAUAAGCAAGUUUUACAUUAUUUUCAAAUUAUGUUAAAUUAAUUAAUUAAUUCUCUGUCGGCGUUAUAUAGCUAUUUAAUGUCUUUCUUAAAUCUAUUCAAUGAACUUUCGUCAAUUUCAUGCAUUUUUUCUAGCAUUUCCUCUGUAAAUUGAGUAAAUGUUUAUGAACGUUUGUAUGUUGUAUAAAGUGUGAAAAAUCCAUUCUUAUUAGAUUUCUAUUUCGGUUUGCAAAUUAAACAAUGUUUUACAUAAUCUGAAUAUACCGAAAAUUGGGUCGACAGAAAAGUAGCAAAAAGUAUCUUAUGACGUAUACCACUACUCCGAAUAAAAGGCAAUGGACCGUUCUUCUACAUUAAUUUACUAAUUGUCGAUAGAAAACGACUCCUAAUGAGAUCGAUUAUUGUUACUGUUUGUCUUGUGUAUACGCACGUUUUUUAUCCAAUGUACAGGUAGUAUCUUUGUAGAUAUUCAAUACGCUGGCACUUUUUGCUCCAAGGUCGAGUUCUUUAUUUUGACAAUGCCUUUAUAUAGAAAAAAUUUUCCAUUUUUAUCAUCACUCAAGAAAGAUCGUCGAAAAAGAUUAUGUUGUUAUACUAAAAGAAAAUUUUUGCAAAAUUUGCAAAGGAUUUGUGCCUUCUAUAGUACUUUAGUAUAAUAACUUAACACUAGUUUACUCUUCGGUCCUCAUCCGAUGAAAGAAAAACAAGCCCCCAUGUGAGAGCAAGGAUUCUACUAUUUUAUGAUAAAAAUUAUAUAUAUAAUAUAUACGUUGUACAGUAAGUAAUUAUUAUAU
Messenger RNA from Glossina fuscipes, 1908 nucleotides. RefSeq lists its product as uncharacterized. Bases 114 to 1007 code for a protein of 297 amino acids. The transcript is spliced from 2 exons. Lineage: Eukaryota; Metazoa; Arthropoda; Insecta; Diptera; Glossinidae. The record is from RefSeq and is a predicted model, not a curated record.